Molecule: messenger RNA, 1467 nt
Organism: Cynara cardunculus var. scolymus (artichoke)
Lineage: Eukaryota; Viridiplantae; Streptophyta; Magnoliopsida; Asterales; Asteraceae
Product: squalene monooxygenase-like
Exons: 8
Coding region: 1-1467 (488 amino acids)
Biological process (GO): sterol biosynthetic process
Cellular component (GO): membrane; endoplasmic reticulum
Molecular function (GO): squalene monooxygenase activity; flavin adenine dinucleotide binding
Source: RefSeq, a predicted model, not a curated record
AUGAAAACGCGUUGGAAUCCGAAGGAGACUGUGGGGAAGCCGGAAAACAACUCCGGCAAUGAUGGGUUAACUGAGUUGGUAGACACCGGUGGAAACACCGCGGAUGUUAUCAUCGUUGGUGCCGGUGUUGCUGGUGCUGCUCUUGCUUAUACUCUUGCAAAAGACGGACGUCGAGUGCACGUUCUUGAACGGGACUUGGCCGAGCCAGAUCGAAUUGUAGGUGAAGUUCUACAUCCAGGAGGCUAUAUGAAGUUGAUGGAGUUAGGACUCGAGGAUUGUGUCGAGGGAAUUGAGGCUCAACGAGUUUCUGGUUAUGCCUUUUAUCUUAACGGAAAAACCAUUAGACUCGAUUACCCUUUGGGGAAAUUCGACUCCAAUGUAUCCGGAAAGAGUUUUCACAAUGGUCGUUUUAUUCAACGGAUGAGGAGCAAAGCUUCAUUUCUUCCAAAUGUAAAACUAGAACAAGGGACUGUAACUUCAUUGCUUAAGACACAAGGAACUGUGCAUGGAGUUCAUUACCGAACUAAAGGUGGCCAUGCAAUGACUGCAUACGCACCUCUCACCAUCGUUUGUGAUGGUUGUUUUUCGAAUCUCCGUCGCGAACUCUGCAAUCCGAAGAUAGAAGUGCCUUCGUGUUUCGUCGCUCUAGUGCUGGAAAACGUCGAUCUUCCGUAUGCAAACCACGGACACGCUAUCAUUGCCGACCCUUCACCCGUUUUGUUCUAUUCGAUUAGUAACACAAAGAUUCGUUGUUUGGUGGACGUUCCCGGAGAAAAAGUUCCUUCCAUUUCGAAUGGCGAGAUGACCAAGUAUCUGAAAACCGUCGUGGCUCCACAGAUUCCACAUGAGUUAUAUAAUGCUUUCAUAGCAGCAGUUGAUAAAGGAAACAUAAGAACAAUGCCAAAUAAAACCAUGCCAGCUGAAUCAAAGACCACUCAAGGUGCACUUCUACUCGGAGACGCGUUGAAUAUGCGACAUCCGCUAACGGGAGGCGGAAUGACCGCCGCUUUAACGGAUAUUGUCCUGCUUCGUGACCUUCUUAGACCGUUACAUGAUCUAAACGAUGCGUAUAAACAUCUUCAACGCUUCUAUACCCUCCGAAAGCCGAUGUCAUUUACAUUAAACACGGUUGCAGGUGUUGGCUAUAAGAUGUUUUGUGCAUCAUCGGACCUUGUUAGCCGGGAAUUGCGUAGCGCUUGCUUUAGUUACUUGACACUUGGACAUUGGUUCACCGAUGGACUAAUGGCUAUAUUUUCCGGGCUUGACCAACGCCCGGUGGCCCUUUUUCUUCAAGGUACCAUGAUGGGUGCGUACAUCGUUGGCCGGUUGCUUAUGCCAUUCCCUUCUCCAAAACGGUUAUGGCUCGCGGCCAAACUAAUCCCGGUUGCCAUUGGAGUUAUCUUUCCGGUUAUCAAAUCUGAAGGGAUUAUGCAAGUCAUUUUCUUCCCUACAAAAGUUCCGACAUAG